CGCGCGUCCCGUGACUGUGACGCCAGCUCGGCGCUGUUUCCGGGCUGAGGGGCUCGGUCUCCGUGACGCAGCUCGGUCGGUGCGGGGAAACGUGCGGGAUGGAGGCCGUGCCGAGGAUGCCCAUGAUCUGGCUGGAUCUGAAGGAGCCCGGGGAGUUCGCCUUCCAGCCGGCUGUGAAACAGUUUGUGCUGAAGAAUUAUGGGGAAAACCCAGAGAACUACAAUGAGGAGCUUAAGAAGCUGGAUCAGCUGCGCCAGAGUGCGGUUAAUGUGCCGAGGGACUUCGAGGGCUGCAGCGUGUUGCGCAAAUACUUCGGGCAGCUCCAUUACCUGCAGAGCCGUAUCCCCAUGGGAUCUGAGCAAGAGGCAUCUGUCCCUGUCACAUGGACAGAAAUAUUCUCUGGGAAAACUGUGACUCAUGAAGACAUAAAGUACGAGCAGGCGUGUGUGCUGUACAACCUGGGCGCAUUACACUCCAUGCUGGGCGCUAUGGACAAGAGAGUGUCGGAAGAGGGCAUGAAGGUUUCCUGUACUCACUUCCAGUGUGCGGCCGGCGCUUUUGCCUACCUGCGGGAUCACUUCGCUCACUCUUACAGCGUCGAUAUGAGCCACCAGAUCCUCAACCUCAAUAUUAACCUCAUGUUGGGUCAGGCUCAGGAGUGUCUAUUGGAGAAGUCCAUGCUGGAUAAUAGGAAAAGUUUCCUGGUGGCACGAAUCAGUGCCCAGGUUGUGGAUUACUACAAGGAAGCCUGUCGGGCCCUGGAGAACUCAGAGACGGCGUCGCUACUGGGGAAGAUACAGAAAGACUGGAAAAAACUGGUGCAGAUGAAGAUCUACUACUUUGCAUCUAUAGCUCACCUACACAUGGCAAAACAGGCAGAGGAGCAGCAAAAGUACGGAGAACAGGUUGCCUAUUUACAGAGUGCGCUGGAUAAACUGAAUGAGGCUAUCAAGCAGUCUAAGGGUCAGCCUGCAACUGUACAAGAAGCCCUGAGGUUUACCAUGGAUGUCAUAGGGGGAAAGUUCAAUUCUGCUAAAAAGGACAAUGAUUUUAUUUACCAUGAGUCGGUACCGGCGCUGGACACCCUGCAAGCAGUGAAAGGGGCUCCCCUGGUUAAAGCUCUUCCAGUGAACCCCACCGAUCCUGCGGUCACAGGCCCAGAUAUUUUCUCCAAGUUGGUACCGAUGGCGGCUCACGAGGCCUCCUCCUUGUACAGUGAGGAAAAGGCGAAGCUGCUGAGGGAAGUCAUGUCCAAGAUAGAAGCCAAGAACGAAAUCCUGGACCAGUUUACGGAUUCUCUCCAGCUGGACCCAGACACGGUGGAUAAUCUGGAAAUGUACAGUCACAUCCCGCCUGCCCUAAUGGAGAAAUGCGCGGCGCUCAGUGUGCGGCCCGAUACGAUCAAGAGCCUAGUCCAGUCCAUGCAAGUGCUCUCUGGGGUGUACACUGAUGUGGAGGCUUCUCUGAAAGACGUUAAAGAGAUUCUGGAUGAACAUGAGAUUCAGGAGAAGAAGCUGCAGGAAGAGGUGGGGAAGCAGCCGGCUCCUCCGGCCCCUCUGUCCCCUUCCAUUGAGGAUGUGAGUAAAGAAUGGGGCAAGUACAUGGAGGUGCACGAGAAGGCCAGCUUUACUAACACCGAGCUGCACAAAGCCAUGAACCUGCACAUCAGCAACCUGAGGCUUCUCAGCGGGCCCCUGGAUCAGCUGCAGCAGCAACUGCCGGCCCCCGUCCUGACUGAAGAUGACAAGGCCGUGCUGCAGAACCUCAAGAAGAUCCUGAAUAAGGUGCAGGAGAUGAGAGAGCAGCGGCAGUCACUGGAGCAGCAACUCCGAGACACCAUCCAACAGGACGACAUCACCACCUCGCUGGUAACCACGGACCGCUCGGAAAUGAAGAAACUCUUUGCUGAGCAGCUAAAGAAGUACGACCAGCUGAAGGUCUAUGUUGAGCAGAACCUGUCUGCCCAGGAGAACAUCCUGAAGGCCCUGACAGAAGCCAACGUCAAGUACGCGCCAGUAAGGAAGAUCAUCACUGAGGCCGAGCAGAAGUGGAACCACACGGUGCAGACCCUGAUCUCCUCCUACGAAGCAUACGAAGACCUGAUGAAAAAGUCCCAAGAGGGGAAGGAUUUUUACUCGGACCUAGAAAGCAAAGUGGCCAAACUUGUGGAGAAAUCCCGGGCGGCCUUUGAUGCUGCCCAAGCCAACCGGCAGCAGGUGCUGGAACGGGAAUUAAAGAAAAGACCCCCACCGCGACCAACCGCCCCUAAGCCUGCCUUGCAGAAGAAACCCUCUGAUGUUGACCUUGCCAGCCUUCCCCUGUCUGACCUUGCCAGCCUGCAGCACUCGCUCUUCUAUUCUGAGUUACCCGAGGAGCUAAAGAGUCUGCCCCCGGAGGCCCUACUUGCGCACCUUGACAGGUUGUCUGCAGAUACACUCGAUGCGUUUCCUCCGGACCCCACGUAUGGUGGGACCAAGCCUACUGGGGUGAAUGCCUACAGACCCAGUAGGACUGCCAGUGCUCCUGUGGCUGAUCCACACUCAGUGCCUUUUACCCAAAGCCCCCACUUUAAUCCCAUGCCAGGACACACCCCACAGUACGGUGGUGUUGGGUACCCAGCUAACGCUUUCCCCCCUGUUAUGUACAACGGUAACCCUCAGCUGAGCCAGUUCAAACAGUCGGCUCCUCCCCAGGCAAAUGUUCCCCAAGCGCCAGUGUCGUCGUCAUCCCCACAGAAUCCUCGCAUGUAUCUAGCAGGAGCCAUGGGCAGGGUCCAUGUACAGCCAGAAGCUGUUCCCAUGCCCCCUGCUUAUGCCCCUGGCACUAUGCCACAGCAAAGAGUCUCCCCGCAGCACGUGCCCAUGCCAGCUACAGCAGCAGCCCCUGUGGCCCCUCAGUUUAACACAGGAGUGGGUUUUGCAGUAGGGCAGCAAGUUUCAUCCUCUGGAGUUUUACCCAAUGCAGUGAAUUAUUCAGCAGCGGGUUAUGCUCCUCAAGGUAGCCCACGGAUCCAUAGUACAGCCCCCGUGAGCGGCUUGCAACCGCAAGCAGCACAGGGAAUCCGCCCAGCAACCACCACUGUGAACAGUAUUCAAGGUCCUAUUUCAAGCUACACGACUCCCAGGCUGCCUGGGCCAAACCAGACUAUAACUCCAACGCUGCCCCCAAUCCGUGCGCAGAGUGGUUAUAUGGCUCCUCCUGUACACUCAGCAAUGGGUCAGCCUGCUCCAUAUGGCUGCCCUCAAGGGGCCGUCCCACAGUACCCUCAGCCGCCUCGACCCAUUUUACCACAUGCUCAGCCUCCGCAAUUGUUUCAAGCCCCAGGGCAGACUCAGCACAGACUAGAUUCAGCAAGGCCUCCAUCUGUACCUAAUCAGCAGCAGUAUGCCCCUCCUCCACAGCCUCCAUUUUCUGCUCAAAUGAGGCCACCUCUUAAUCACCCACAGCCUCCCAUUUAUCAGCCUCCUGUUGUGCCUCAGGUAACUCCGGUGCCAGCUCAGCCGCAUUUUCAGCAGCAUUUUCAUCAUCAGAAUCCUUUCCCAGUGCAACCAGGGAUCCUGCCUCUUCAGCCUGGUGCCCAACCCCAUGUCCCACCACAGCUAGGACCUCAACGUUUUCCUGUGGCUUCCCACGACAAGCUCCCUCCACAGUCUCUUCCUCCACAUUCUGCUGGUAUGAACUUUCCUGGAACAGUUCCCAGACCUGCAGCCCCAAUGGCACAACCCAUCCCUCCUCCUAUGUGUCAGGCAACACCUCAAAUCCACCCUCACCCUGCAGCAGUAAGCAUGCACUCAACGCCUCCUGGUCUCAAUGCACCAAUCGCCUCAGCUAUGCCCUUUGUUCCUCCGGCAAGACCCACCGUUCCCCCUCCAAAUAGCUUAGCCAAUCAGAUGCCUGCUUUAAACCAAAUGCCUAUGGGUGGACCUCAAGCUACUCCCGCCAUCCCCCACCACAUACAAGCUCCCAGUAGCCCAGCUAUGAGCCACUUACCAGGGGCAGUUAUUGUCUCAGGGGCUGCAGCUAUGCCAUCUCCAGCACCAUCUCCUCAGCCAUCUUUAGUUCUGCAGUCUCAAACAAGCCUUCCUACUACUGGGCCAGCCACUGCUACUAUUCCACAAAGACCACCUCCUUCACUAACACCAGGAACCACACCUUUAACCCAAGGGUCCGGUGAAGUCGUUUUUCAGAGGCAAAGCUCCUCCACAGACGACCUUUUGUCUUCAAGUCCCGAGAGCCAACAUGGCAGCUCCAAGACCUCAGUUGGUCAGCCAUUGUUGCAACCCACCAAAGCAGACUUAAAGGAAGGGCAGAAACCCAAGGCAAUUCAGCUGAUUGAGAACGACCCGUACGAGAAACCAGAACACGUGAUGAGGCUGCUGUCGGAGCUGGACCGCUUCAGAGUGGUAGUGGAAGCUUUAGAUAAACCCGUGCCCGGUGCAUCGACCCAACUGGACUCCAUGUGGAAGGAAUUUCAGGAGGCUCAAGAGAAGGAGGCCAGACAGCAAUCUAUUGCCAUUGCUCGCUGCUACACCAUGAAAAACCGCCACCAAGACAUCAUGCCUUACGAUAAGAACCGCAUUAUCCUGCAGUCGGGGAAGGAUGACUACAUCAAUGCCAGUAAGAUCGAAGAUCUCUCUUCCUACUGCCCAAGCAUCAUUGCCACCCAGGCUCCGCUUGUGGGCACGGCUUCCGAUUUCUGGCUGAUGAUCCACGAGCAGAAGGUCUCCUUGAUUGUUAUGCUGGUGUCCGAGCAGGAGAUAGAGAAGCAAAAGGUUUUGCGCUACUUUCCCUUGGAGCGGGGCCAAGCCAUGGUGCACGGGCACAUAUCCCUAACGCUUACCAGCCAGAAAGUCACCGACAUACACGUGGAGAGGGUGCUGUCCCUGCAGUACAAGGACCAGAGUCUCAAGCGCUCCAUCAUUCACCUGCAGUUCACUUCAUGGCCUGAGCUGGGUCUCCCAGAUAGCAAAGGAAACUUGCUGAGAUUCAUACAGGAAGUGCACAGCCACUAUCUGCACCAGCGCCCCCUACAUACACCCAUAGUUGUACAUUGCAGUUCUGGCGUGGGGAGGACGGGGGCGUUUUGCCUGAUGUACGCAGCCAUGCAAGAGGUGGAGGCUGGCAAUGGCAUCCCGGAUCUAGCGGAGCUUGUUAAGAAGAUGAGGCAGCAGAGGAAAUACAUGCUGCAGGAGAAGAUCCACCUGAAGUUCUGCUAUGAAGCUGUGCUAAAGCACGCAGAGCAAGUCCUGCAAAGGCAUGGCGUCUGCACCCCGUCCUCCAGCAAGCCUCAGCACAGCACCCCACUAAAGCUAUACACUGUGCAGGACCCACAGGACAUAGUACUUGGGGGGGACAUGCCUAUCAGCUCCAUUCAGGCUACGAUUGCAAAGCUGAGUAUCAAACCCUGCCCGGGGGGCACAGAGAAUCCUGCUUCCUAUCAGCUGCCGCCUACUCUAGAUUCCUGGGCCAAUGAGCCAGCGACUAGUAACGUAUUGCCGCCGGAGGUUCCCUCAAGUACCCCUCAGCCUGAUCUCACCCCCAUGGCAGUUAGUAUGGAGUAUCAGCCAUCACAGACUCUGCCCCCUGCUGCUGCUAAUGGGAAUUCCGUCCUCUUAACGGAAAGCGCAGCAGACGUGUCCAACCAUCUCCCCAUGGCCGCCGGAGAGGCGGUGCCAAAAGCAGAGCCGCCCCCCGUUACCUCGACCACCGCCUCGUCCUCUUCUCUCAACCUGCUGGCCUCCCUGACUGCCGAAGCCUUCAACCUGGACAGCGCCCAGAAGGGGAAGCAAAAGAUGAGCAAGCAAAACUUUUUGCAGCCACAAAACGGAGGAGGUUUGGUGCGAGGGAGCAUGGCGGCCGACGACCCACUGAGCAUGCUCGACCCGCUCUGGACACUGAAAUAAAUUCUAAUGGGAAUGCGGGUUCAGCCGCGGCUUUGCCUUACAUGCAAAUAGGGACUUGGUUACCAUUUGUAUGGGGUUGUCUCUUUCCCCUUCAUCUUAGUUGCAUUCCAGCUCAAUGCAAUGUCAGCUGAGACGCUUGUAUUUGGCCCUGUCCAACCCGACGGUUAGUUGGGCAGGGCGAGUCGGAGCUGGGGGCAUACUACACAGCAGCAACACUAACACCCAUGCCCAUAAACACUUGGGUCAGACAGUUUUUUCUGGUCGUUAUACCCCUGGGCUACCAAUAGACUUGAUACGUGGCUGCCAAAUGGCUUCUCCAUGGAAAGAAGUUGUGUGUGUGUGUGUGCAAGGCCGGGCCCUGGUGUAACACAAAUGUGUACAACAUGCAUGUCCCAUUGGCUGCUAUUAGUAUCAUUGGGGUCUUCCUGCAACAGACGGGAAACAACACUAACUGUUCAGUCUGAGCUAAAAUGUAGCACUUGUGUGUCCUUGUUGCAGUUCUCGUGGUCUGUCCCCACCGGCCUGGGUAUUUUGUGGGCUGGUAUAGUAAGAAUAAGGGUGCGGAUAUGUGGUCCUUUGGGGACCAGUUGUUCGGCUUUGUGUUAUAUUCCUUGCAAGCAUUAAUCAUGGAUUCCUGGGUUUUUUUUUAUACCAUUCACAUUCUGGGGCACCCUAGUAUGGGACUUUAACCUUGGCUACCAUGGCAACGAGCAGAAACCUGUCACUCAAACACUAUUAUAGUGAGGGAAUUUCAACAAGAAUGUAUCAAGGCUAAAAACAUGGCUAUAAAUGCUGUAUAUUAUAUACUGAUCCUACAGUACCAGCCCAGAGCCCUAUAGCAGUAAUGAUCCAAUCACAGAUGCCCCCAGCAGCCCCCCAUCUUGGAUCUUGUUAGGCCAUUUAUGGUGUGCCAAUGGCACUGCACAUGCUCAGUGGGCUCAGCUUGGGACGUGAUCAAACCAUUAGCAGAAAGUGACAUCACUAUUGUAUUAAAGGGGUUGUUCACCUUCAGAUUAACUUUUAGUAUGUAGAGCGUGAUAUUCUGAGACAAUUUGCAAUUGGUCUUCAUUUUUUAUUAUGUGUGGGAUUUCAGUUAUUUAGCUUUUUGUUUAGCAGCACUCCAGUUUGGAAUUUCAGCAGCAAACUGGUUGCUAGGGUCCAAUUCAACCUAGCAACCAGGCAGUGGUGUGAAAGAGAGGCAGGAAUAUAAGUAGUACAGGGCCUAAAUAAUAAGAUAAGUAAUAAAAAAGUAACAAUAACAAUAAAACUGGAGCCUCACAGAGCAAUAGGUUUUUUGGCUGCCGGGGUCAGUGACCCCCAUUUGAAAGCUAGAAAGAGUCAGAAGAAAAAGGCAAAGAACUCAAAAACUAUAACAAAUAAAAAAUGAAGACCAAUUGCUAAGAAUAGACCAUUCUAUAACAUACUAAGAGUUAACCUGAACCCCUUUAAGGGAUGGUUCUACGGGGCUGAUUAUUGUAUAUAUAUACUGUAUAUUGUGGGUGGGUCCAGCGCUAGGAAUCAGCAGAAGAGACGCUGGGGAGCUGGGGGGGGGGCAUUUGGGCUGGUACAGAACCCCAAAACAAUGUGUAGCAUUUCUAUUAUCCUGCACCUCUGUUGAGGGGAAGCAGUUUUAGGGCGAUAGGUGCCCUUUGAGCUUUAGUUCUGCUUUACAUUGUCCCUUUAAUGCAACUAAAUCAGAUAACUGUAGGAUCUGAAUCAGAUUGUACAAGGGAUAUUCCAGGAUUAAGGGAGCGGGGGAUUCACUCAAGGGUGGGGCAGAUAGCAGGAGGUAGGGCAGAUAGCAGAAGGUAGGGCGGGUGGGGUAUUUCCAUGAGAUAAUUACACAAUGUGUAUAUUCACUGUACAAGAUGGCAAUGGUUACUCACACUAUUUAUUUCCACAGGACACAGCUAAUCUGUAUACAGUCUAUCAGUAAUACAGCUGUUGCCCCCAACCCAGGUCAGUGGUGUUCUUUGCCCUUUUACCCCAUUGCUCUGAGCCCCUGAUUGGAGCAGAAAUGUAAUUGCUGUUAUACACCCUGUAUCUUGCCCGGAGUUGUGCCCAGGAGAGAGGUACUAACAGAAAAGGUCCCCUCUUUUCUUAUCUCUGCAUGAAGAGCGCCCCCUACCUCCAUGGUGAAGAUGUGUGGGACAUUAACGGGGGUGUAGGAAUUCCCAGGAUCCCACCUAGAGCUGCUGGGAGUUGCAGUUCAGCCACAUUGGGAUGGCUGGCAGGUAUACUGACCCCUGCCCCGCACACUCCAAAUUAAAAGGGACCAAACAAGGACAUAGCUACUGGGACUGGCGACGUUGCAGAUGGUCUUGUCACUAAGCCUUUAACUACAGUGGGGCAUGGGCCGUGUCACUAUAGUGUAUAGCUGGGGGAGGAGCUUAAUAUUGUUUUUAAUUCUUUUAUUAAAUAAAUGAUUGUUUCAUCCUA
This is a messenger RNA of Xenopus tropicalis (tropical clawed frog), 8342 nucleotides long. RefSeq names its product protein tyrosine phosphatase, non-receptor type 23 (gene ptpn23). Lineage: Eukaryota; Metazoa; Chordata; Amphibia; Anura; Pipidae. Gene Ontology annotation, molecular function: hydrolase activity; protein tyrosine phosphatase activity; protein tyrosine/serine/threonine phosphatase activity. Gene Ontology annotation, cellular component: cytoplasmic vesicle; endosome; nucleus. The record is from RefSeq and is a predicted model, not a curated record. The transcript has 25 exons. The coding region runs from base 99 to 5903 and encodes 1934 amino acids.